This is a messenger RNA of Spirometra erinaceieuropaei, 966 nucleotides long. Lineage: Eukaryota; Metazoa; Platyhelminthes; Cestoda; Diphyllobothriidea; Diphyllobothriidae. The record is from the annotation of a GenBank genome assembly.
AUGAGUUUAGGUAGACCUGAUAUAGGCGUUUCCGAACCCCCGACCUUGUCGGUGGCACUCAGAGGAAGUUGCAGCAAUCUUUCCCAACCGUUCGGUAUUCGGUCUGGCGUUCGACAGGGUUCUAUCCUGUCAGCCAUUCUGUUCAACUAUGCUAUUGACUGGAUCCUCGAGAAGGCACUGCACGAGGGUGACGGUGUUGAGUUUGCACCCGGACACCGACUGACUGAUCUCGACUGUGCCGAUGAUAUCGCCUCACUUGUUUCAAGUCUUGGUGAUCUGCAGUCUAUGGUGUCACGAGUGAACGAGGUCGCUAAAUCGGUCGGUUUAUCCAUAAACGAUGGGAAGACUAAAGCGUUUUCAAGCUGCAUCCCUGACCAGGAGAAGGCACCCCUCGGGAUUGAUGGCUGUCAAAGUGAAGAAGCAGACAGUUUUAAAUACCUCGGGGCGAGGCUGCUGUCUAAUGGACAGAGUAAGGACGACAUUGUCUCCCGAAUCGAUGCUACCCGCUGGGUUUUCUCAAGCCUUCGGAAAUGCCUAUGGAUCCGACGUGACCUCUCCAUCGCCACUAAGAUUCGCGUGUACCGUGCAUCUGUCCGGUCUGUCCUUCUCUACGGCUGUGAAUGCUGGGCUUUGCGCGUGGAGGACGAGCGAGAACUGGAGGCAUUUGACCACCACUGCUUGAGGACCAUCCUUCGAGUGAAGUUCAUCGACUUCGUCUCAAAUGAGAGAGUCCGCGCCCGCUGCGACAUCGCAAGGAUAACUCAGGCCAUCCAAGAAAGACGACUGAGGUGGUUCGGAUAUGUUCUUCGUCGUCCGCCUCAUGAGCUCAGUGGUAUUGCCCUCGAUCCGGCACCGUUGCCCCAUGGGAGGCGUCGAAGACGGGGUCAGUUGAAAACCUGGCUCGACACAGUUCGUCAAGACAUGGAGGUGGUUCUUGGACCUUCGGUAUUCAGUCUCCGUCGUUAG